GUGAGAUGAUAUCAAAAAACACAGAAAGCACGAUUAAUGGCAAAGCAUCUACUAUGUAAUGCAAUACGCUGUUUUCCCCUAUUCCGUUAUUUUUUUCCUUACAAUGUCCCCCAUCUUACCCGUGACUGUUAUUUCUUAGCUGAGGGCCGUAGGCAGAGGAGAGAUGUUGUCUUCCUGCUGGAUGGAUCGGAUGGCACUAGGAAUGGGUUCCCAGCAAUGAAAGAGUUUGUGCAAAGAAUGGUGGAGAGAUUGGACAUAGAUGAGAACAGAGACCGCGUUUCUGUGGUCCAGUACAGUGGAGACACAGAGGUCCAUUUCUAUCUUAACACGUACACGACAAAGGAAGACAUUCUUGACAGUGUCAGAGGUCUGAGGCACAAAGGAGGCAGACCCCUCUACACGGGGGCCGGUCUCCAGUACGUCAGAGACAAUGUCUUUACUGCCACCUCUGGCAGCAGGAGACUGGAUGGUGUGCCGCAGAUACUGGUUUUGCUUAGUGGGGGAAGGUCAUCUGACAGUGUUGACGCAGCAGCCUCCUCUCUGAAAGAGCUUGGAGUUUUGACCUUUGGAAUAGGAUCGAGGGGCUCUGAUAGCAGAGAAUUGCAGAGAAUUUCAUCCGACCCCAAUUAUGCCCUGACCGUGUCCGACUUCAGUGAGCUUCCGAAAGUCCAAGAGCAGCUGCUAGCCUCUGUCAAGGCUGUUGCAAUUCCCAUCACUCCAACAUCACCAGCUGUCACCGGUAUGUGCAUGGCAGAACGUCAUAGUACACUGUGUCUCGCCUUCCUACUUCAUGCCCUCCCUUUUUUCUUUCCCCUUUGUUUUCUUUAUAUAAAAAUUUGUGAGCAGUGGGAAUGUUAGCCAGAGCUUGGACUG
Carassius gibelio (silver crucian carp) is the source of this 873-nucleotide messenger RNA. Its product is annotated as collagen alpha-3(VI) chain-like. The transcript has a single exon. The record is from RefSeq and is a predicted model, not a curated record. The coding region runs from base 37 to 858 and encodes 273 amino acids. NCBI's taxonomy places the organism in Eukaryota, Metazoa, Chordata, Actinopteri, Cypriniformes, Cyprinidae.